This is a messenger RNA of Pyrenophora tritici-repentis Pt-1C-BFP, 1146 nucleotides long. Its product is annotated as SWIRM domain-containing protein FUN19. Gene Ontology annotation, molecular function: protein binding. NCBI's taxonomy places the organism in Eukaryota, Fungi, Ascomycota, Dothideomycetes, Pleosporales, Pleosporaceae. The record is from RefSeq and is a predicted model, not a curated record.
AUGGCAAACUCGCCCUAUAAGACACCCCCGAGCAAUCGCCUCGCCGUCUCUUCGCUCCUCUCCCCCCCAGAAAUGAAGCGAUCCGAGUCAUUUGGCUCUUCAAUUGCAACCACGUUCUCUGCCUCUUCCUUCUCCUCGUUCAAUUCGGCUCCAUUGAAGCCUUCCAUGGACACGGCCAUGCUGCAAGCACAGGCACCAGCACACCGCAUCGCCUACGCGUCCCCACCAAUCUCGCCCUACGACACACAGUCACAAAAGGAGAACAUGGAGUCUGCAGAAGAGCACUGCACACGCGACCCUCAGCUAUUCGGCUUUCGCGACGCUCCCGCUCCCAUUGCACAGGUGCCAUUGUUCCCUCAGGAGUCGGCUGACUCUGCCUCGCAAGAUGCAAUUACCGUGCACAUGAACUCGCAAGACUAUGCUCGACUACAGAGCAAGCCAAGCCGCGCAGACUACGAGCUGGCCGUCUCCUUCCGCUCCAAUGUCUUCGCCCUAGCCACCAAGGAUCCACGAGGCUGGUGGGCGCAAGAGCGCAAGUACGACAAUUACUACGGCAAACCCACGGGCGUACAGAAGCCAUCCGCCCUCAAGAAGCUCGCUCCCGCACCAUCCUCCCGAGUCCGCCAACCCAAGGUCGCCGUUCCACGGUUGCCUGCUCGCGCACCUCGCGCACCACCAAAGGUUAAGCGUACGCCUCCCACACAGGUCUAUGACUCAUUCGAAACCACGCCCAAGUCGACCUCUCCCAAGCCUGCGCGGCCAGCCACUAACCGCGACGACUCGGACUACAAUGCGCUUCCGGAUUAUUCGCCACCCCUGGAGACGCUGCCCAAAGGCAACGCCAAAAUCCUCAAGGCUGAAUGGAAGGGCCAGGCGCUCUCGCUCGCCGACGACCCCGAUCGCGACUUGUUGCACGAGGCUGAGCUGAACCUCGCCGGCACACUCCGCCUCAACUGCGCCACUUACCUCGCCAGCAAACGCCGCAUUUUCCAGGCGCGCAUCGAGGCUUUGAGAAUCGGCAAGGAGUUCCGCAAGACGGAUGCCCAACAGGCAUGCAAGAUUGACGUCAACAAGGCCAGCAAACUCUGGCAAUCGUACGACCGCGUCGGCUGGUUCAACCCCGACUACUUCCGCCAGUACCUUUGA